AUGGCCACGCAGGCGGAGGUCGUUCCUGCCGCCCUGCGCUGGUGCGACUACGGCGUGGACGAUGACGCCGACUUCGACGCGUUGCUUCGGGACAUACACGCCGCCGUGAGCCCUCGCACCCCCGCUGCUGUGGACCUGCCAAUGCCGCCUCAGCAGUUUCUUGCGCGGUCUCGGCGACACAGCUAUCACUAUGACUACGAGGACAGCGACUUCCAGGCCGUCCUCCACUGUAUUCGGAGCGUUCGCAUCCCGGCCGCCGGCUUUGCUUCGGUGCCGAACCCCCUGGAUGCUUCUGAAGCCAGCCGCUAUUUCUUGCCUCCCCUGUCCAUGCUGAUUGCCAUGCAUUGA
Miscanthus lutarioriparius is the source of this 348-nucleotide messenger RNA. NCBI's taxonomy places the organism in Eukaryota, Viridiplantae, Streptophyta, Magnoliopsida, Poales, Poaceae. The record is from the annotation of a GenBank genome assembly.